Drosophila navojoa is the source of this 714-nucleotide messenger RNA. RefSeq lists its product as uncharacterized. Lineage: Eukaryota; Metazoa; Arthropoda; Insecta; Diptera; Drosophilidae. The record is from RefSeq and is a predicted model, not a curated record.
AAACGCAUUCAACUGUUUGAGAGAUGUACACAGCUUUGCUUGUCGUCUGCCUUCUGCUGCAGCUGGGCGCAGCACCAGGAUCAGCGGAUGGAACACCGCCGUUGCCCACGCCCUCGGCCAGGGGCCACUAUGGCCACGGCGCCGUUGGCUGGUAUCAGCCGGAUAAUAGCGGCAAGUAUCGACACGAGCCCAGGCCCUAUGACGGCGGCUACGGGGAUAGAGGUCAGCCGUAUGCCAAUGAUCUGCGCGGCAUCUUUAGGCAGGCCGAGCAGCAGCUGGCCGCCAGUGUGCAGGAGGCUGAGGAGAACUUUGCGCUGGGGCCGCGCGAUCAUCUGCGCUUCAUGAUCGACUUCAAUUACAACGGCACCGGCUGGCAGAUAAUCCAGUUCGAAUGGGUGCGAGACGGCGAUGGCACAGCCGAGGAUCAGCGUCAGUUCAGCUACGUCAACGAGAACAGGCUCUGGGACACCGAGCGUCAAUCUCAAUCCCAGCCAGCUGGCGCUUACGCAUAUGAGCAGCCCCAGGCGGAGCCAGUGAACGAGCACAGCGGCGAGGAGCAGCAACCACAGCCGAGCUACGAGCAGUCAAAUAUCAAUACAGAAAAGGAUCCCCAGAAAGUGCAGUCAACGAUUAAUGAAGUGCUGGAAUACAUACAACAACGAAUCGUGCCGAAUCUUAACUAAAUUAAAUGAAAGUUAAAAUGUCAACACAAUA